ACACAGCUGUUUGCGACCGAGGGCCUGGGACACAGCUGUUUGCGACCGAAGGAUUGGGCACGGCUGUUGUCUGCGGGCCAUGCCAAAGAAAACAUCUUUUCUGGCAAUUCCAUAGAUGCCGGAACGCAGCUGCGAGAGACCCAGCCUGCAGUAUGACGUUAGCAGCUUAUUCUCUCAGACCCUUAGCCCGUUUCUGGGGAACGAAUCUGCAGUGCCGGAACGUUUCAUAUAUUGAUAAGUAGAAAGGAUGAAUAGACAAACUAGUAUGUGAAGACCUUUUUGACUGAUAGCUAUACACGAGAAUUACUAUGUUGCUAAGGUUCAUAUCGCGCAUGGAUACUGAUAUUAAUACCCCUAUGUUUGAUAUUACUGGAAUUGAUAUCAUGUAUUAUAAUCAUUAUUGUUUUAAAAAACAUUCAUUGUCUGACUGAAGUACAUAUGUCUUAAAUAGUUUUCUUUUCCAGUUUCAUUAAAGAGGAUGACAGUGUAUAUCCUAAAAGGAAGGCCCCGCGUCAAGUUCCUUCUGUGGGUCGUGGCAAUAUGUCUCCUAACUCUCAACCUGCUGCAGAGCACUAGAGACCCCUCCCCCGCAUCCGCACCCUGGCUCGAGCUCGACCCCACGCCCACAGACUGGCCAGAAACCGCCUCCACUGACGAAGAGGACUUAGACCCGUCCGGCAACAGAAGCCCUUACGCCGAGGGAAGCCUGUACACACCCUUCGACGGCGACAGGUGCGACUGUCUCUUCUUGCGGCAUGAUCAGCAUGUCCACCCGAGCGAGGAGUACGACGUGGAAAUCCCCUGGCUUAACAAGACCACGGUGCAGCUCCUGGAGGAGACCCACCCCAACCUCCCGGCUUCCUUCCUGCACCAGCGCGGACGCGAGGGCGGCUGCAUGGCUGUGCCCACCCACUUCGAAAUCAAGUGGCACAACGACGUCUGGCAGGAGGCGGCGCGAGGCGGCGACGGCGGCCAAGACGAGAAAAUUUUCCUAUAUUCGGCCUUCUACGACGCAAGAGCAAACACAGAGCGAGGUCCCUGCGUGAGGAUCCUCGGGGUCAGUCAGCUGCUAGAUCCUGAGCCGGUUUGGUGCACUUUGUGGUUCGACCCCUCCAAGCCGCCCGUGUCCGCCCACGCGACUGCCGAACACCUCGACAUCCAGGACCAGGACCCCCGUCGCCACAUGCCGUACCUGUUCACGUGCGACCUCCCGGCCUCCGUGGAGCACCUCGUACCCGCUGCCGUGUCCCUGGUGUCCGUGCCCUGUGGCCCCACCGCCAACAUCCUUAAGGUCGUGGGCGGCCGAGAGCGAGGAUCAUCUGCUGUCGUCGGCGAGUCGGACGGCAAAAACCCGCCGGUGUGGAACGUGGCCGUCUGUGGCCCCGCCCUGUACUACUACCACUGGGACGCCGCCGACCGCCUCAUCGAGUGGGUCGAGGCCUUGCGGGCGAUGGGCGUGGCCAAGGUCUUCCUGUACGAGACCGACGUCCCGCCCAGAAUGAUCCGGGUCCUGCGCCACUACGAGAAGGGCGACUUCGUGCAGGUGCUGCCGUUCACGUACCCGCCGCCCUACUCGAACCACCCGGCGAUGCGCAGGCUCUGGGCGAGCUCCGAGACCAAGAAGAUGUACGCACUCGAGAACAUCUAUUUCAGCGACUGCGUGUUGAGGCACAUGCACGAAUACCGUUUCAUCGCCCACUUUGACACGGACGAGAUGCCUAUCCUGCUGCGCCACGAGACUCUGCCACAGCUGGUUGGCGACCUGCUCAGGUCCUACCCGGGGUUGGUCGUCCCUGCCUUCGCUCUGCAGUCGAACUUAUUUUACGACGACCUCCCCCCCACAGAGGAAGCCCAAGAUAUCCCUACCACCCUGUGGGUCCUCAGACACACGCUUAGGUUCAAGAAGGACGAGCCCCAGGACACGAGAAACACGAAGCCCAUUUUUGACAUGGACGUGACUCGAGGGGCCUUUUCCCACGCCCAGGUCACCUGCGUCGAUGUCAUUGGUCUUUGUCCCUACCAUUACCAAGUGGUAAACUCGACCACGGCAUACGUUGGGCACUUCAGAAAAUCCUGCAAAGAGAAAUGCCAGGACAAAAAUCUAUUGAGGACGGAGACGGCACAUCUUCGACACAAAGACACGAUAAUCAGAGCUGUUACUUCAGUUAGGGAAAAGUUACAUAUGAAUUAGUUCGGUCUUAGUUUUAUCCAGGGACGUUAUUUAUCCAGGGACGUUAGUCUUCAUUCAGCCUUUACUUCAACAGUGAAUGUUAUACUCGCUUCAUCUACUCAGAUAAAUAAUUUUAGACAUAGUUCAGGUUUGGCAUUUCGAAGUUAACACCAGCCGUCAGUCUUUAAACUUGAAUGUUGGAACUUCAUUUAGUAGAUUUGGCCCAGGCUUAACUCUAAGAAAUAAAAUUAGACGUGUGUGUGUGUGUGUGUGUGUGUGUGUGUGUGUGUGUGUGUGUGUGUGUGUGUGUGUGUGCGUGCGUGCGUGCGUGCGUGCGUGUGUGUGUGUGUGUGUGUGUGUAUUUAGUCUUAGCUUUGAAAUCAGCAUCAGACUUUGUUUAACCUUAGCAUUUAAGACGGGCCAGAGUCUUGAUUCUAAGAAAUUAUGUAACUUCCUGAAACAUCCAGGCUACAGCAGCAGUUUAUAGAAUAGGCUGAAUUCCUCUGCGAAUAGUGUAGCGAGUUGUUCGUUUGUUGAUUCGUGAUGUGAAAUUACAUAUAAAACCCAUC
Molecule: messenger RNA, 2739 nt
Organism: Penaeus monodon (black tiger shrimp)
Lineage: Eukaryota; Metazoa; Arthropoda; Malacostraca; Decapoda; Penaeidae
Exons: 10
Coding region: 479-2191 (570 amino acids)
Source: RefSeq, a predicted model, not a curated record